This is a messenger RNA of Triticum turgidum subsp. durum (durum wheat), 2373 nucleotides long. NCBI's taxonomy places the organism in Eukaryota, Viridiplantae, Streptophyta, Magnoliopsida, Poales, Poaceae. The record is from the annotation of a GenBank genome assembly.
AUGGCCACGCCGCUGGUCCUCGCCUCCCGCGGCGCCCACGCCGCCGCCGCCACCACCACCUCCACCUGCGCCUCCCAGCACCUCGCCGCGGCCACCUCCAAGGAGCCCCCGCCGCGCGUGCGGCCCAAGCGCGGCGCCACCAAGUCGCUCGUCCUCUCCCACGCCGCCGCCGGCCGCAUGGACGCCGCCCUGGAGGCCCUGGCGGCCGCCGGCAGCUGCGACGCGUUCCUCCACAACGUCGUCAUCCGGGGCCUCGCCGACGCGGGCCUCCCGGGCGCCGCGCUGGCCGCCUACCGCGCCAUGCUGGCGGCCGGCGCGCGCCCCGGCCGCUUCACCUUCCCCGUCGUCCUCAAGUGCUGCGCGCGGCUCGGGGCGCUCGAGGACGGCCGCGCGGCGCACUCGGCGGCGAUCAGGCUCGGCGUGGUGGCCGCCGACGUGUACACGGGCAACUCGCUCCUCGCCUUCUACGCCAGGCUCGGCAUGGUGGGCGACGCCGAGAGAGUGUUCGACGGAAUGCCGGCCAGGGACAUCGUCACCUGGAACUCCAUGGUCGACGGCUACGUGUCCAACGGCCUCGGGGCGCUGGCCCUGGGCUGCUUCAGGGAGAUGCACGAGGCGCUGGAGGUGCAGCAUGACUGCGUCGGGAUCAUAGCCGCGCUCGCCGCGUGCUGCUUGGAAUCUGCGCUGAUGCAAGGGCGGGAGGUGCACGCCUAUGUGAUCAGGCACGGGAUGGAGCAUGACGUCAAGGUUGGCACUUCUAUCCUUGACAUGUACUGCAAGUGUGGCGACAUUGCUUCUGCCGAGGGCGUGUUUGCGACGAUGCCACUGAGGACCGUGGUGACAUGGAAUUGUAUGAUAGGUGGGUAUGCCCUGAACGAACGGCCCGAGGAGGCAUUUGAUUGCUUCGUGCAAAUGAAGGAAGAGGGCCACCAGGUGGAAGUGGUUACCGCUAUCAAUUUGCUGGCUGCCUGUGCUCAAACUGAGAGCUCGCUGUAUGGAAGGAGUGUUCACGGUUACAUAACCAGAAGACAGUUUCUUCCUCAUGUGGUGCUCGAGACCGCGCUUCUCGAGAUGUACAGCAAAGUUGGCAAAGUGAAAUCAUCGGAGAAGGUAUUUGGUCAGAUGACGACCAAAACUCUGGUAUCAUGGAACAAUAUGAUCGCCGCCUACAUGUACAAGGAGAUGUAUAUUGAAGCGAUCACAUUGUUCCUUGAAUUACUGAAUCAGCCGCUUUACCCUGAUUAUUUCACCAUGUCGGCAGUAGUACCGGCGUUUGUUUUGCUGGGGUUGCUGAGACAAUGCAGGCAAAUGCACGGCUACAUUGUCAGGCUAGGUUACGGGGAGAGCACUCUCAUCAUGAACGCAGUUAUGCAUAUGUAUGCGAGGUGUGGUGAUGUUUUGUCCUCGAGAGAGAUAUUUGACAAAAUGGCAGGUAAGGAUGUCAUCUCUUGGAACACAAUGAUAAUGGGCUAUGCGAUUCAUGGUCAGGGGAGAACUGCACUGGAGAUGUUCUCCGAGAUGAGAUGUAAUGGUCUGCAACCAAAUGAGAGUACCUUUGUCUCCGUGUUGACUGCUUGCAGUGUUUCAGGCUUGACAGAUGAAGGCUGGACGCAGUUCAACUCAAUGCAACGUGACUAUGGUAUGAUCCCACAGAUUGAGCACUACGGAUGCAUGACAGAUCUGCUUGGUCGGGCAGGUGAUCUUAGAGAGGUUAUGCAAUUUAUUGAAAAAAUGCCAAUAGAUCCAACAUUCAGGGUUUGGGGCUCCCUACUGACUGCAAGCAGGAAUAGGAAUGACAUGGAUAUAGCAGAAUACGCAGCAGAGAGGAUAUUUCAACUCGAACAUGACCAACUGGAACAUGACAACACAGGUUGCUAUGUUCUUAUUUCUUCCAUGUAUGCCGAUGCAGGGAGAUGGAACGAUGUCGAGAGAAUAAGAUCACUGAUGGAGGAGAAGGGGCUGCGAAGGACAGAACCAACAAGCAUAGUUGAGCUUCAUGGCAUCUCCUGCAGUUUUGUCAACGGGGACACGACGCACCCUCAGAGCAAGAUGAUUCAGGAAGUGUCCAACUUUCUGUCAGGAAAGAUUGGAGAAAUGGUUGACCCAACAAAUCAAUCUGAUCCAACCUCUCUGGAGUCGAGGAGAACAACAGAGCCCAACAAGCAUAGUGUGAGGCUGGCUGUCGUCUUUGGUCUGAUAUCAUCCGAGGCCAGAACCCCAAUUCUUGUCAAGAAGAACGUGCGCAUAUGCAACGACUGCCAUCAUGCGCUGAAGUUGAUAUCGAAAUAUUCGGGACGGAGGAUUGUUGUCGGCGACACAAAUAUCUAUCACCAAUUCUCGGAUGGGUCUUGCUGCUGCGGUGACUACUGGUGA